UCGGAGGAACUUCACUAGGCCCCAGCGGUAACAACCCCCCCGGCAGUUUCAGCGGCCUCCUCCUCCUGGGCGGCACCGGGCGCCAGGCUCCCGGCGUCAUGCAGGCCAACGGGAACCAGGCCGGCGGAGGCGAGGUCCCCUCAGUCGGGGCCCAAAACGGAGAUGUGACGGGCCGGGAUUCGAGCCAAGCCGAGGCCGCCGACGAGCCGACUUCCCACGGUACCGGCGGAUUCACUUUCUCCCCGUCUGCCCAGGCCCCGGCCGCUCAUUCCAACGGACUGCCCUCGUCGUCUGCUGCUCCUACAAUCUCUCUGGCUCCUGGGCCUGGGGGCAUUAAUCCGGAGCAGAGCUCGCUCAAGAAGAAAAAACGCCUGUCCCAGAGCGACGAGGAUGUCAUCCGCCUGAUCGGACAGCACCUGCACGGCCUGGGCCUGAACCAAACAGUCGACCUUCUGAUGCAGGAAUCGGGCUGUCGCUUGGAACAUCCUUCUGCAACUAAAUUCCGCAAUCAUGUAAUGGAGGGACAAUGGGAAAAGGCUGAAAAUGAUCUUAAUGAAUUGAAGUCUUUGGUGCAUUCGCCUCAUGUGAUUGUGAAGAUGAAGUUCUUGCUUCUGCAGCAGAAGUACUUGGAGUAUCUGGAAGAUGGCAAAGUUCUGGAAGCUCUUCAGGUCCUGCGCUGUGAACUGACUCCUCUGAAAUACAACACCGAGCGUAUCCACAUCUUGAGUGGGUAUCUCAUGUGCAGUCAUACAGAUGACCUGAGAGCAAAGGCAGAGUGGGAAGGAAAAGGGAAUGCUUCACGAUCAAAAUUACUUGACAAACUUCAGAUGUACCUGCCCCCGUCAGUGAUGCUACCUCCACGACGCUUACAGACUUUAUUGCGCCAAGCAGUGGAACUGCAAAGGGAUCGGUGCCUGUAUCACAAUACUAAACUAGAUGGCAACCUGGACUCGAUGUCUCUACUUAUAGACCAUGUUUGCAGUAGGAAACAGUUUCCUUGCUAUACACAGCAGAUUCUCACAGAACAUUGCAAUGAGGUCUGGUUCUGCAAGUUCGCUAACGAUGGCACUAAAUUAGCAACAGGAUCCAAGGACACCACGGUUAUUAUUUGGCAGGUUGAUUUAGAUACUCACCAACUUAGGUUGCUUAAAACGUUAGAAGGUCAUGCUUAUGGAGUAUCAUACUUAGCUUGGAGUCCAGAUGAUACUUACCUUCUAGCCUGUGGCCCUGAUGACUGCUCUGAAUUAUGGCUUUGGAAUGUACAGACAGGAGAGCUAAGAACCAAGAUGAGUCAGUCUCAUGAGGACAGUCUGACAAGUGUGGCUUGGAACCCAGAUGGGAAGCGCUUUGUGACGGGUGGACAGCGUGGGCAAUUUUAUCAGUGUGAUUUGGAAGGAAAUUUGCUGGAUUCGUGGGAAGGCGUGAGAGUGCAGUGCCUUUGGUGUCUAAAUGAUGGGAAAACAGUCCUUGCCUCGGACACGCAUCAGCGGAUAAGAGGGUACAACUUCGAGGACCUGACUGAUAGGAAUAUAGUGCAAGAGGAUCAUCCUAUAAUGUCUUUCACAGUUUCGAAGAAUGGAAGGUUAGCCUUGUUAAAUGUCGCCACUCAGACCUCUCCGCUAUAUCUGCCUGCAAGCACAUUGAUCUCUGUGGGAUACCUGAAGAAGCAGACAACUAUUUGGAAUUGAAUUUUUAACAAGACUCAUAUGUUUCCCUCUGCAUGGUGAAAGUGUAACUGAAGACAGUAGAAGAUGGAGAGAGAGGGCAGGAGAAGUCGAUUCACUCCAGAGUGAGUAGAAAGUCUACACAAAACAACCAGAAACUGAUGUAAGCUUGUACUGCUUUUGACACAGUGGUGUUGGUGACUUAGGGUCCUGAUCCAACUCCCUUUAAUUAUCUUUUUUUAUUAAUUACACCCAGUAUGGUGGAAUAACGAUAUAGAUUUCACCAGCACUCUAAACUUUGGCAAAUGAAAGAACCUCACUGUCUAAAAUUGAAGCACUCUGAUUUUUGAGUAGCGUAAUUUUUGAUGGACUUUGCCUUGCUGAAAGUAGACUUUACUUGGUUGUUUUAGACCCAUUUUGAAGUUGAAAUUGCAGAAAUGGGACUGCAGGAUAUGGAAGGGGGGAAACCCAUUGCUGGUAAUUUUAAGGCAAAAUGGAGCUUUACGACCCCGGAUAGUGACUCUGAGUCUCUGCCUCUUUGACGCUACACUUUGUUCUCAAUGUUUAUACCACCAAAUGAAGAGGAUUGGAACAAUGAUGAAUCUACUUGCUUGGACUGACAAACCAGAUCCCCUCAAAUCAGUGCUGACUGACUUCAUACACCUUAAAUAGAUCUCAAUCUUUGCCAGUCAUCUGUGUCACGUUGACUUCUUAUUUCAGGCAUGAGAAGCUGCCUCCAUUUGGUGAAAUAAAAGUUCAUAUGGCUGUUUUCUUUGGAAUUCAGAAACUCCCAUGUUUCUUAAAUAGUGACAAUAUGAUGGAUGUCUUCAUAAGCUGCGUGGAGUGAGGGUCAUGUUGCAACAAUCUGAUUACUCCAUCUCUUUAAAUCUUCCUAACCUGCGAGUAUUGCAGGUGAAUUGAUUACUGCACUUCUAAGAACAGUGUAAAGAAAAGAAAUGCUUGGCUGUGGUGUCCACUUGUAUACAAGAGCACGAUCAAUAAGCAGCAAUAAUUAAAAGGAUGGAGAAGAGAGAGUCUCUGACUUAUUUAGCAUUUCAACCUCCCAAACGAUGCAUAUCUCCAAGACUGAAAAACAAUGCAUUUGAGUGAAACUAAAGUGUACAAUUGAAGAUGAUGUGCAAUCUCUGUAUAACCAGCUACAUCUUACAGCUGAAUGGACAUUGUUUUCAACAAACUGAGCUUUCUACAGAUGUUUGACUUUUGACUACUUUGGAGUAACAGUUCAGGGAAUGGCUGAAUUGUUGGUUUCCCAGUUUUAGGACUGAAACCAGGCUACUUGCAAUGAGUUGUUUUAAUAACCUAUUGAAUUGUUUUUCAGUACUACUUUGAUUACAUUUUAGAAAGUCAAGUUUUCCAUGUAAAAUAAUACAAGGUCCAAAAUCAAAUUGAUUUUGCACUUAAAUUUCACAAAUCUACCAAAUGUUAGAAGUACACCAUUUAGUCUCUCAAGACUGUUCCUCCAGUGAUAAGAUUGUGGCUGAUCUGUUUGCAUUGAAUUGCAUAUUUCCACUUUCCCUUGAUUCCCCCACUUAUCAAGAAUCCACCACCUCCGUCUUAAAAUUAUUCAAGGGCUCUGCCUCCUCCACUUUAUGACCGGGUAUUCCAAAUUUAGCCACAAUAGGUUUACUACCUUCAUCUAAGUCAUUGCUGUUAAUUGUCAGAAAAGAAGUUGGAAUCCAGCACAGACCCCUGUGGGAUUUCACUCAUCACGUUCUACCAAUUGAACGAAACUCAUUUGUGUCUGCUUUGUUUGGUUAGCCAACCAAUCUUUCAUCUGUGCUAAUAUAUUGCUCCUACACCAUGCGUUCUAAUGCCUUUGAUGUGGUAGCCGACAUUCCUACUAAUUUUCUUCUGCAUGAACCACCAAAGCCUGUGCACAGCAGUGACAUCUGGAACUGAAAGUCAAUGCUGCGACCUGUAUAGGUAUGCCAGUUGCUGUGUGCAGAAUGUCAGGGAGUGUUGGUGUUCUUUAUCAAAUGCUCUCUGCUCCAAUUUAUUCACAGCACGUGUUACUACUUCAACAAAAUUUCAAUAAAUUAAUUAAAUAUUAUUUCUCUUGAACAUGCUGACAAUCCUGAUUACCUGGGUUUUUUUGAUGUGCACAGUUGUAAUCUCUCCCCUGAUUGAUUCCAACACCUUCCCCACAUCAAGUGUCAAACUAAAUGUAUCAUUUCCUGUUUUCUGUCUGCCUUCUGCCCUCCCAUGAAUAGAAGGAUUAUGUUUGCCUGCUUCCCAGACAAAUUGAAUCUUUCUUGUAUCUAAGGAAUUUUGGAAAAUUAAUGUUACAUUUUGUAAAAUGAACAAAAAUUAAAUUAAAAUAAUGCACCAUUAGCAGCAACCUUUAAAACCUUUGGGGAAGUCUAUCUUGACUGACAGGCUUGUCAGCCUAUAGCUUCAUCAGGUUUCUUAGUACCAUUUCCCUCCUGCUUGUAACUUUGAUAAGCUCCUCUCUCCCUUCCACCUCUUGACUUACAGCAAUUUCUGGAAUGUUUUUUGUAUUUUCACUCAUUUAGAGGGCACUCACUUUAGUAACAUUUUUCCUUUUUAAAUAUAUGUAGAAACUCAUGCUGUCUGUUUUUACAGUCUUUGCUUCCUCUCCUAUUUUAAUUUCUUCUUCCUGAUUAACAUCAUGGCAAUCUCUACUGUUCCUUAUAUUGUAACUAGUCAUCUGACCUGCCACUCCUCUUUACACAAUAGUAUACUAUUUCCUUAAGUUUGACGUUUUCCCUAACUACCUUAAUGGAGAUAGUGGGUCAUAUCUUUAGAAUUUCUCUUUACAGUAAUCUAAGUAUUCUGAAAUAUUCCAAUAAAUAGUUGCGACUGUCUCUUUAUUGAUCCAUCUCAUAGUCUAGGGCUUUAGUUUACAUGGAAAUUAUGUAAAGUUAAAUAAUCAACUGUAUUGCAACCCAGGUAAAUGUUCACAUGGUCUUUAACUGCAAGAACACAGUGUUCGUAACCAAGAAAAAAUUUGUAUGAGGAUUCCUAAUUUACAAGUGCUUGUACUUGUGAAUGUAGUCCCAAUCAGGGGUGUGUUUUUAAAAAUCAGACAUAUGAAUGUUACCUGUACUUACGAAUGACUAUUUGAUAUUGUCCUGCAAUAUGCUGUGAUUUGCAUACAAUUGACUUGUGCCUUGAAGACGGAACCCAUUUGCAACCUGGGGAACUGCCUUUACUUCUGGAAGCUAAUUGUUUCUGUCUGUAGAUGAUGCCUGACUUAGUAUUUUCAGUGUUUAUUGUUUUUCAGUUGUUUUGUUUUAACUUUAAUUUAAAGUAUUUAAUGUGAUGCAAUGCUAUUAUGAUCUAGUGGCUGGAUUGUGGAGCUUUAUGACAAAUUCAUAUUAACACAGCUGUUUCAACACUCGCUCGGUGCGAUGCACUUGAACUGAGCUGAGUUCUCGGAUUAGCUUUAUGCUGCAUUCAGUUGCUAUAUCUGUAAUGAAAGUACACCAUUUGACAAUGUUAACCUGGAAUCAUAGAAAAUUCCAGCAUUGAAUCAGGUUGAGUCUGACCUGUUAUGUCCUCUUUUGCCUCACUGCUAGGAGAAAGUGAGGUCUGCAGAUGCUGGAGAUCAAAGUUGAAACUUUAUUGCUGGA
Chiloscyllium plagiosum (whitespotted bambooshark) is the source of this 5278-nucleotide messenger RNA. It is a transcript of the gene wdr26a, whose product is annotated as WD repeat domain 26a. NCBI's taxonomy places the organism in Eukaryota, Metazoa, Chordata, Chondrichthyes, Orectolobiformes, Hemiscylliidae. Gene Ontology annotation, molecular function: protein binding. Gene Ontology annotation, biological process: proteasome-mediated ubiquitin-dependent protein catabolic process. Gene Ontology annotation, cellular component: GID complex. The record is from RefSeq and is a predicted model, not a curated record.